This is a messenger RNA of Scylla paramamosain (green mud crab), 1275 nucleotides long. It is a transcript of the gene MED27, whose product is annotated as mediator of RNA polymerase II transcription subunit 27-like. Gene Ontology annotation, molecular function: transcription coactivator activity. Gene Ontology annotation, cellular component: mediator complex. Bases 16 to 1194 code for a protein of 392 amino acids. Lineage: Eukaryota; Metazoa; Arthropoda; Malacostraca; Decapoda; Portunidae. Gene Ontology annotation, biological process: regulation of transcription by RNA polymerase II. The transcript is spliced from 8 exons. The record is from RefSeq and is a predicted model, not a curated record.
GAUAAUAAAGAGGAAAUGUGCGAGGAAAAGGUGAACAGGAAGGAUAUGACAGGCAGAUACUUUAUUGAUACGAGAGAAGUAAAGCAGAGACCCAAAUUUAAUGACAUAAAUUCUGAAAAAAAUAUGAUAAAAUUGAACAAAGUAUCACAGGGAAAGCCGUCUAUACAAUAUACAAGGUGCCGUUAUGAAGAGCGACGAGCUAAGGCGGCGUUUAAGUGUGUUCCUGUGCUUGUCUUCACUGUUGCUCGUAACGUUUUGAAAUUUAGUAGAGCACCCAGCAGAAUGGCAGCACCAGAAGGCUCUAGUGUAGAAGUUCUCACAGUUAGCCUGAAUACCUUGCGCUCCCUGAGGAGUACUGUCACUCAGUUUUUGAAGACACUUGCUGAAGGACCUAAGUAUGAAAAUAACCAAGAUGGAGAAGGUGACUUAUUGGAAGUAACAACAAAGGCCAUGGGAGAGAUAAGGAAUAAAUUAAGAGAACUUGAAACACAAAUGGCAGGGCUUACACCAUCCUCAGUUCCAGUGAAUUUAGGAAACACUGGCUUACUAUCUCUGGAUCCAUCCCCUGACAAGUUGCCUCAAUAUUACCAGUUACUUGAUUGUUAUACAUAUAUGGAAAAAGUGCAUAGUUACUCUACAACUCUGCACAGUGUCCUGUCAGCAAAUAACUUGAAGAGAUCAGCUCUGUCAGCCAAGAGGAGACGUCCAAUUCAGUUGAACCACAAUGUACCACAACAGCAAGUGGAUAUGUUGAUUCAAGGAAUAAACCAGAUGUUUCAAGACAUGAACCUUACCUUAUCUCGACCAUUUGGGAACAAUGCUGUUGUUCAGGUUGCCUUGGGUCGAGUACUGAAGGCAGUGGUAACCUUCAAAGGUAUACUGAUAGAAUGGGUGGUUGUGCGAGCCCAUAAUGAAUCCCUGUUAGAUGAAGAUGGUAAGGUGGACUUGUACACUCCAUCUCAAUAUAAGGUGUUCCAGAAGGUCACUGAUAAUGCAAAUGCUGCCAUGCUGAAUUUCUGCUCUCCAGGCUUCUCUGAUCUGUCUGUCCGAUCAUUUUUUACAUGGCUCCACAGCUUUGUUUCACUCUUCACUGAUGUCUGCAAGAAGUGCAACUACCAUCUACACAACCACAUGCCCCCAACUUGGAGGGAGUUCCGGACACUAGAUCCAUUUCAUGAGGAGUGCAAACCUUGAUGCUUGUCAGUGUGGUACAUUACUGUAGGAUCAUCUGAAAUGUUGAUAGAAAUGUACUUUAUUAAAAUAUGCUUACUAUAU